Planococcus citri (citrus mealybug) is the source of this 1456-nucleotide messenger RNA. Its product is annotated as histone H2B-like. The record is from RefSeq and is a predicted model, not a curated record. Lineage: Eukaryota; Metazoa; Arthropoda; Insecta; Hemiptera; Pseudococcidae. Gene Ontology annotation, molecular function: structural constituent of chromatin; protein heterodimerization activity; DNA binding. Bases 237 to 614 code for a protein of 125 amino acids. Gene Ontology annotation, cellular component: nucleosome. The transcript has a single exon.
CGACCAUCUCGAAUAUUCAAAUCAAAAACAUCAUUAUCGUACCGGAUAUUCGGUGACACUAAAGUGGUUUCGCGAAAAAAUCGUAUCGGCCAAUAGAAACGCUGAGUUUGUGUACGCGCGUCUCAUUGGCUAAUACGAACGCGUUAACGCUAUAUAAAUACUAGAAAAUCAUCUGACUUCUCAUUAUUUAUUUUUCGUUUGUUGAAGUACGUUGAAUUUGUGUUUAUCGUAUUGCAAUGGCUCCUCCGAAAAGUGCUGGUAAAGCUGUGAAGAAAGCCGGUAAGGCUCAGAAGAAUAUCAAAAAGGACGACAGCAAGAAGAGGCAUAAGAAGAGGAAAGAAUCCUACGCUAUCUACAUUUACAAGGUUCUGAAGCAAGUUCACCCCGAUACCGGUGUCAGUUCGAAGGCGAUGAGUAUCAUGAACUCUUUCGUCAACGAUAUUUUCGAAAGAAUCGCCGCCGAGUCUAGUCGUUUGGCUCAAUACAACAAGCGGUCGACGAUUACCAGUCGGGAAGUCCAAACUGCUGUCCGUCUUCUGUUACCUGGUGAAUUGGCUAAACACGCCGUUUCCGAAGGUACGAAAGCUGUCACCAAGUACACCAGCUCGAAGUAAAUUCAACGAUGUUGUUUCAAAACGGCCCUUUUCAGGGCCACCAAUAAUAUUUCUUCUUCAAAAUAGUGAUGAAACCUGUGUUAGCUUGAUUGUUACUUCUGUUCAAUUUUGAAUGUUCGUAAUCGUACGUUCAUCUUGAUUGAACCUUUUCGAUAAAAUUAAAAUAAUACUCGUUAGUAAGGUAAGAGUGCUAUGUACUAUUGUACUAAAGACAAACAUAUUCUUGUGAAAAUUUGAAAGAAAUUCAUUUCGAUUUUCCUGCCUAAAUCGGUAAAUCCCAAGUUGAGUUCUUUUAAAUUAAAAAAUAAUUCGACCGGAAUAAUUAAACUUGAAAAUCAAUUCAUUAUUCAACUUCAUAGUUCAUCCCCUAGGGGUGCGAAGUAUCGACAAAAUUUGGUAUCGAUAGUAUCGAAUAUUUUCACAAAAAGUAUCGAUAGUAUCGAUAUGUAUCGAUACCAUUAAAAUGGAUAAAGAACUCAAUUAAAAACACUUGAAAACAGCACGCAAAUUCGGCAAAUUGAUAAAAAAUAAAACGGUUUCUCUUUCUUUCUGUUAAAAUGUUAAGAAAGAGGCAAACAACCGCAUCGCAUCACAAUUUCGAGUUCACUCAGCAAUUUUUUUUUUUUUUUUUUUGCCAAAAUGCCAUGCUUUGUUGGAAGGAAAGGAGAAUUUUUGGCUAUGAAUCAGGGAUGUAUACGAGUAUCGAUACAUAUCGAGUAUCGCCGUGAUGUAUCGAUACUUUCGAUACUUCCAAGGUAUCGAUAGUAUCGAAUGGGUAUCGAUACUUUUCGCACCACUAUCAUCCCCACUCUGUGAAACUUCAAUAUACUUCAAAUGUUCGA